AUGUCCAUCAAAGUUGCAAUCGUCGGCGCAGGCCUCAUUGGUCCCCGCCACGCAAAGUCCGUCAUCGCAAACCCAUCCACCGAGCUCGCAGCCCUUGUGGACCCAAUGCCAGCAGGCGAAGCAACAGCCAAAGAGCUAUACACAAACUACUAUCCCACGGUAACAUCGCUCCUCACCUCCCCCAACCGCCCAGACGCAGCAAUCGUCUGCACACCAAACCACACCCACGUCCCAGUCGCAAAAGAACUGCUAGCUGGCGGUGUCCACGUCCUCCUGGAGAAACCAGUAAGCGACACCCUUGAAACAGGCCGCAGCCUCCUAGAAUACGCCAAGGCCCCAGAGCGCGCACACCUGAAACUCCUAGUCGGCCACCACCGCCGCUUCAACCCCUACGUGCGAGCAACAAAGUCAAUCCUAGACUCAGGCUCGCUAGGCCGCCCGAUCGCUGUUAACGGCCUCUGGACCCUCUACAAACCAGACUCCUAUUUCGCACCCCCGACAGACUGGCGCGCCUCAAACGACCGCGGCGGCGGCGUAAUCCCCAUCAAUCUGGUCCAUGACAUCGACCUAAUGCACCACCUCUUCGGUCCCAUCACGCGCGUGACAGCGGAGAAAACCCUCCCGCAACGACUCAGCCCGCCACACAACGCAGACGAAGGCGCCGCUCUGACAAUGCGCUUUGCGUCUGGUGUGGUUGGCACAUUCCUUGUCUGCGACGCUACGCCUUCGCCACAUAAUUUUGAGACUGGGACUGGGGAAAAUCCUCUGAUUCCUCGCUCUGUUACUGGUGGUGAUUCGGACUUUUAUCGUAUCUUCGGGUCCGAUGCUUCGCUCAGUGUGCCUGAUCUUACGCGCUGGAGUUAUGAUGGGCAUGUGGAGAAGAGUUGGAAUCAUGAGUUGACCGUUGAUCGGAUUGAGCUGCCUGAUGAGGCUAUGCCGUUUGAUCUGCAGUUGGCGCAUUUUGUUGAUGUUAUUCAGGGAAGUGCGGAGCCUAGUUGCUCUGGCGAGGAGGGGCUGAGGGCUUUGAUUGUUUGUGAGGCCGUUCAGAGGGCUAUGCGGUCGGGUCUGCCUGUUGAUAUUGAUGUGGAUUUGCUUGCGAAGUGA
This is a messenger RNA of Penicillium antarcticum, 1104 nucleotides long. Its product is annotated as Gfo/Idh/MocA family protein. The transcript has a single exon. Gene Ontology annotation, molecular function: nucleotide binding. The record is from RefSeq and is a predicted model, not a curated record. NCBI's taxonomy places the organism in Eukaryota, Fungi, Ascomycota, Eurotiomycetes, Eurotiales, Aspergillaceae. The coding region runs from base 1 to 1104 and encodes 367 amino acids.